Molecule: messenger RNA, 2919 nt
Organism: Daphnia pulicaria
Lineage: Eukaryota; Metazoa; Arthropoda; Branchiopoda; Diplostraca; Daphniidae
Gene: gammaCOP
Product: coatomer subunit gamma-2-like
Exons: 13
Coding region: 144-2819 (891 amino acids)
Biological process (GO): intracellular protein transport; organelle transport along microtubule; intra-Golgi vesicle-mediated transport
Cellular component (GO): endoplasmic reticulum; COPI vesicle coat; endoplasmic reticulum-Golgi intermediate compartment
Molecular function (GO): structural molecule activity
Source: RefSeq, a predicted model, not a curated record
GUGAGAAGUGAAAAUGUUACAGACGAGCCGCUCCAAGUUCCGCUCAAAAACAUCUGUGGGUUUUGACAGAAAAGCAAUCCAAUAGUGACGUGGAAGUUGACGUUGAAGACCGGUCUAUUUUAACAUAAAAUUUGCUAUUUAAAAUGAUGGGAAUGAAACGUGAUAAAAAAGAUGAAGAAGACGCGAGUGGAGGCAAUCCAUUUCACAAUGUAGAGAAAACUGCUGUUCUUCAAGAAGCUAGAAUCUUUAAUGAAACACCAGUAAAGGCACGAAGAUGUACUCAUGUUUUGACCAAGAUCCUUUAUCUUAUUAAUCAGGGUGAAGUCCUUGGAACAACUGAAGCUACUGAGGCCUUCUUUGCCAUGACCAAGCUUUUCCAAUGCAAAGAUGUUGUUUUGCGUCGGAUGGUGUAUCUUGGCAUCAAGGAGCUGGCAACUAUUGCUGCAGAUGUUAUUAUUGUCACUUCUAGUUUGACCAAAGAUAUGACAGGAAAAGAAGAUACUUAUCGUGCACCAGCGAUUCGUGCUUUAACAGCCAUUACUGAUAACACAUCAUUGCAAGCCAUUGAACGAUACAUGAAACAAGCAAUUGUUGAUAAAUCUCCUGCUGUGAGCAGUGCAGCGCUAGUGAGCAGUCUGCACCUGUUCAAAACAGCACCUGAUGUCGUUAAGCGCUGGGUGAAUGAAGCACAAGAAGCACUGAAUUCUGACAAUGUUAUGGUUCAGUACCAUGGAUUGGGUCUACUCUAUCAAAUCCGUAAGACCGAUCGCUUAGGUGUUACGAAACUAGUGGCUAAGCUUACAAAAAUGCCGCUCAAGUCACCUUAUGCAGCUUGCCAUUUGAUCCGUAUGGUUUGUAAACUUAUUGAAGAAGAAGAAAGUGCUGGUGGAGAGGUGACAUCGCUAAUGGAUUACCUUGAAUCGUGUCUUCGCCACAAGUCUGAAAUGGUGAUCUACGAGGCCGCUCACGCGAUUGUAAACCUUCGUCGAACUGGACCUCGCGAAUUGGCUCCUGCUAUCGCCGUGUUGCAGCUUUUCUGCUCCUCACCUAAGCCUGCCUUACGCUUUGCUGCCGUUCGGACCCUAUCAAACGUGGCAAUGACGCACCCUGCUGCUGUGACUGCUUGCAAUUUGGAUUUGGAGAAUCUUAUUACGGAUUCAAAUCGUUCAAUUGCCACUCUCGCCAUCACAACUUUGUUGAAGACUGGAGGAGAAGCCUCGGUUGAUCGGCUCAUGAAGCAGAUUGCCUCUUUUGUCUCAGAAAUCUCAGAUGAAUUUAAGGUGGUGGUCGUUGAAGCUAUUCGAUCGCUGGGAUUGAAAUAUCCGCGCAAGCACAGUACACUGAUGAGCUUCCUGUCAGGAAUGCUUCGUGAUGAGGGUGGACUUGAGUACAAAGCUUCAAUUGCUGACACUAUCAUUGCUAUCGUAGAAGACAAUCCGGAUGCCAAGGAGGCUGGAUUGACCCAUUUGUGCGAAUUCAUCGAAGAUUGCGAGCACACAAGUCUAGCCGUACGCAUUCUACACUUACUUGGUCGAGAAGGUCCACGCACUAAACAGCCUUCGAAAUAUAUUCGAUUCAUCUACAAUCGCGUCAUCCUGGAAAAUGCUGCUGUUCGAGCAGCUGCUGUGUCAGCUCUGUCACAUUUUGGUGCGACUUGCGAAGAUCUGUUGCCUAACAUUUUAGUACUACUUCAACGAAGCCAAAUGGACACCGAUGAUGAAGUGCGCGAUCGAGCUACUUACUUCUAUUCUGUCCUUUCCCGUAAACAAGCGGCUCUUAACAGCCAGUAUAUUUUGGAAGGACUUCAGGCCUCUCUUGUAACACUUGAAAAAGCUUUGUUGAACUAUGUUCAUCAACCAACUGAUGCACCAUUUGACCUCAAAUCGGUCCCGCUUGCACCGGUUGUCGAAGAACGACUUGUAGCUCCUACUGGACAAAUGGAUGGCGCAGGUUCGCGUGCGGCUCCGGCUAGUGUCACGGCUCCGACGGCUACCCGUCUUCCAGCAACUGCCACUCGUCAAGAUGUUUACAUUGAGAAGCUUAGCGCCAUUCCCCAAUUUGCUUCUUUCGGUCCAUUGUUUAAGAGCUCUGCUCCUGCUGAAUUGACUGAGUCUGAAACCGAGUAUGUGGUGCGCUGCGUGAAGCAUACUUAUGCUCAACAUAUGGUUUUGCAGUUUGACUGCACAAACACUCUGAGUGAUCAGCUGCUGGAAAACGUGAAUGUCGCUGUUGAGGCACCGGAAGGAUUUGAUAUUCUCUUAUCCAUUCCGUGUCAAAAAUUGGAGUACAGUGUCUUGGGAACUUGCUACGUUGCUUUAUCUCUUCCAGAAUCAGUGCUCUCCAGUACAGGAACUUGUAGUGCCACGCUAAAAUUUACCGUCAAGGAUUGUGACCCGACUACGGGUCUACCUGAUUCAGAUGACGGCUAUGAGGAUGACUAUGUGCUUGAAGAUGUUGAGAUAGGAGUAUCCGACCAUAUUCAACGAUCGGCUAAAGCCUCAUUUGGCACUGCAUGGGAGGAGAUGGGUUCUAUGAACGAGUUGCAAGAAACCUUUUCGUUACCUGCUAUUCGUACCCUGGAUGAAGCAGUUCGUAACAUCAUAUCUUUCCUUGGCUUGCAGCCUUGUGAAUGGUCGGACAAAGUACCAGAAGGGAAAAGUGCCCAUUCCCUCCUACUUUCAGGAGUUUUUCGGGGUGGAUACGAAGUAUUGGUGAGAUCCAAAUUGGCCCUUUCACCUGAAGGAGGGGUUACCAUGCAGUUGUCUGUUCGUUCUGGCGACGCAGAAGUUUCUGAGUUGGUCGCUUCCGCUGUUGGUUAAUUAAUAUUUCCCCUUUUUGGGCAUUUAUACGUUAUCCGUUUGUUCCACUAUUAUGUACGGAAUAAAUUGGUCAAUAAAAUACAAUUUAGCAUAAAACGAA